AUUUCGGUGAUAUCUUCUGUGAAUUAGCCGCUCAUGAGUCACAUGCAAAUGCUAACGAAGCGUUCACCGUAUUUGGAGAAGCUCAUCGCCAGUUGAGCAAGAAACAGAGUGAUUCGUUGAAGAAUUUACGGCCACUCAUUGCUGAUCUCGUCACGUACGUGGACAAAGUAGUUCCAGAUACUCAACUUACUGUGAAAAAAUAUCUUGAUGUCAAAUACGAAUACUUGUCUUACUGCUUGAAACUAAAAGAAAUGGGAU
Ostertagia ostertagi is the source of this 258-nucleotide messenger RNA. The record is from the annotation of a GenBank genome assembly. NCBI's taxonomy places the organism in Eukaryota, Metazoa, Nematoda, Chromadorea, Rhabditida, Trichostrongylidae.